Zerene cesonia (dogface butterfly) is the source of this 3375-nucleotide messenger RNA. It is a transcript of the gene Nup58, whose product is annotated as nuclear pore complex protein Nup58-like. Bases 204 to 1967 code for a protein of 587 amino acids. Gene Ontology annotation, cellular component: nuclear pore. The record is from RefSeq and is a predicted model, not a curated record. Lineage: Eukaryota; Metazoa; Arthropoda; Insecta; Lepidoptera; Pieridae. The transcript has 12 exons. Gene Ontology annotation, molecular function: structural constituent of nuclear pore. Gene Ontology annotation, biological process: nucleocytoplasmic transport.
CGUUUUAUACCAACUGGCAACUGUGGGCUGUGUAGAGAGUAGUAUAAUAAUAUGGGGCUGUGUCUGUGGUAGCAACGAGCGGUUGACAGAGUUACUAAAGUUUAGAAAUAUGUUGAAAUGUUUUUUAUUUCUAUAGAACAACAAUUUUUUUGAAUCGUACUAUAGACAGUUUAGUGUAGACUCAAAAAAUAAAAUCAGUAAAAAUGUCGUUUUCAUUUGGUACACCUUCAAGUGCUCCCGCAACUACUGGUUUAUCUGGUGGUUUUAAUUUCGGAGCUAACAAACCAGCAACUCCCGGUUUUGGGUUAGGUGCUACAUCGCAGCCAUCUACUGGUUUGUUUGGCACGCCAGCGACAUCGGCGCCCGCGUUUGGGACCACUACACCCGCUUUCGGCUCGACGUUUGGCGCUACCUCAACAGCCCAGCCAACGUUUGGCGCUAGUACCACACCGGCAUUUGGGGCCACAGCAACACCAGCAUUUGGAGCCACAACAACGCCAGCUUUUGGGGCCACAGCAACACCAGCAUUUGGAGCCACAACAACGCCAGCUUUUGGGACCACUGCGACACCAGCAUUUGGUGCUACUUCCGCAGCUCCUGCUUUUGGUGCUACGUCUAGUGCCCCUGCGUUUGGUGCAGCAUCGACUGCCCCAACUUUUGGGACCGCAACACCUGCCUUUGGCUCAACAUCAUCUGCUCCAGCAUUUGGAACAGCAGCUCCGACUUUUGGUGCUAGCUCCGCAGCACCUGCAUUUGGUACAACAACUCCUGCAUUUGGUGCGGCAAAUACAUCAUUUGGGACUGGAUUAGGCACUGGAGGCUUGAGUUUUGGUACUGCAGCCACCACUGCUUCUACAGGUUUAUCAUUUGGUACAACAACAACCACCAGUGCAGGUUUAGGCGGGCUCGGUAGUUUCGGGUUCGGUGCCACCACCACAGCUCAGUCUGGUUUGGGUUUGUUUGCUUCUACUACCACUACCAGUAGUAGUUUUGCUACACCAAGUUUGGGAUUGGGCGGUGCGGUACCUACAAGCGGUACGACUGGUGCUUCUGAUGGAAAAACUGAGCCGCCAAAACAGACAAAACUACCCAAUGAAAUAGGUACAACAGUGGAAUCCUUCAAGGAGUUUGUUAAGAAGCAAAAGUCCCUCAGCUCUGAUAUAAUGCGGGUGUCCAUUAAGCCGCUACAAAAGGUGAGCCGCGAAGCAGAGUGCACUCUUCGCGCAGCCCUAUCUCUCUGCGGUGAGACGUCCCGCUGCAGGGCGCAGUCCCGCCGGCUCAGGGCUUCGGCGGCCGCCGCGCUUGCCGCUGCCGAGACUGCGGCUAGAGAACCACUCGGCUCAGAACUCGAGGGCAUAACACCGCCAACGUACGUGAAGGAAUUAAUAUCGGAAUUGGAGCAGCAAAUUAUAACAUUCCGCCGUCAAAUGGACGUCGCAGAUAAGCAAAUGCAAUCGUCGCCGAAACUGCUUACUGAACAAGAACUGACGCUCGGUAUACGUCGCAUGCACGAGUCGCUAGUGGCGCUGGCCGGUCGCCUGCAAGCCGUGCAUUCGCAGGUUGAAGCUCAGAAGGAACAAUACUUGAAUUUAAGGAAAUAUGUCCUGAAGGACCCGACAAAUGUGUUUGAGACGCAGUCCGCAAAUGCGAGCCUAGACCAGAUACUACGAGAUGCUGAGGGCACAAGGAAGAAAACAAAAUCUGGCAACUUUAGUGAUGUCGGUCUGAGUAGUGCUGUGCUUUCUGACCCACGGGCUGCAUUAGGAAACAUACGACAUUUGGCUGGUCCAACUCCAUUCACAUACCUCGGCAGUACACUGUCUACAUUCCCUGUUGCAGAGACCCCAGGAUCAAACUGGCAACCAACACCACAGCCGAACCUCAACGCAUCAAUGAACACAACCUUUGGUGCCCAAGCGGAUGCCUUUCAGCUACAGAAACCUCCGGGGAAGCGCGGGAAGCAAUGAUAUUGGCGACCCUAGCUGGGCCGCAUACAUCGGCCCAGCGGCAAGUAGCUGGCCCAGUGCAUGGAGCUAGUGCGCAGUUCUAGUGCCAUUGGGGCCAGUGUUAAGUGCAAAAUGUUUAUGUUUUGUGCUAAUGGUGGGUCUUAGUUCGAGUGCUGUUGCUGACCGCAGCUGUAUCCGCACUAGUGCAGAUUACGGUGUACUCGGAUUAUGGUAGGAGAGUGUUAAUUGCAAGACGUUUAUUGUUUCAUGCUUAUGGUGGACGUUAGUGUGAGUGUUAAUCUCGCUAGUGCCAAGUGAUGGGCAGUGUUAAUCUGUUUGUGAGUGUUUUAAAAGUGGGGCAAUGCUGUACUGUUAAGUGGUAAGUGCUGGGAUGGCCAGUGUUAAAAAUGCGAACACAAUUACAGUUGAGAUAGUAAACCAAAAUAUUGCGUUAUUUUAUUAUAUUUUGACCCAGUAUAAUAUGGUCCUGUUAUUAAAAGAACCUUCAAACUGGAGAAGUUAAAACCGUAGAUAAGUUCUAUUUUUUAUUUUCAUAACUUUAAAAUGUAUUAUAAUGAAAAAUGUUUAAGAAAAGAAAAAGUUGGAUCAGCGUGAAGCGUGACGCAAACCCGAAGCAAUGCGGGUGGAUUAAAUAUUUUCUACUCUUUAAAUAUUUUUCAAUUGAGAAGUUUCAUAAACUUUCCAUUUUUAUUAUUAACAAUGUUUGUUUUUUCAUAUACUGUACAAUAUUCGAAAGUAACAUGAACAAUGAGUCAUUAUUGCUUCAUAAUGAAUGGAAACUGUUACACCUUUUAUCAAUGAAGAAAACUUGAAGUCAUAAGAAUGCACAUAAGUAUGGUUGAGACAUUAUGGUUACAAUUUAAAUCUAAGACAUCAAUACAACAUACAACAGCUUUCAAAUAACAUGCUGUUUAAAUAUCAAUGUAAUGAAACAAUUUAUUAUUUUUAAUAUGUAUUGUAAGAGUGCAUUUAUAAGCUGUAGUUUGUCUGUUUAUGUGCUCUAUUCUCAUAAAUCAAUUUUAUAUAUUUUUUCACUGAGUGCUAAAUUAUGUACCAAAAGUGAUUGAUGACUCUACAGUAUAUUAUGUAUUUUCUAAUAUACAAAUCUUAAUGUUUUGUAGGUUAAAAUAACAAUAGAAACAACUGUUUCAAUUCAUAUAGAUGUCACUGUAUUUAGUAGGUACAUUGUCUUUUAUAUUCAAUUAUACAUUCAGACAUACAUACAUACAUAUGAAAUAGUUAAUCGUUACUCUAAUAUCACUUCACUUUGAUGCAUUUACAAAAUAUAAUGUUCAAUGUAUAAAAUGUAUGGUUUAAGUAAAUAUAUUUGAAUACGAAUAUUUUUAAUAAUAUGGAUGGUAUUGAGUUUUUCUUAUAUACCUUUAAAUAAAUGUUGUUUGUACAUGUA